AAACCCAGGCGCCAGCGGCUGGAAGCUGUUAAGAAGCUGAACUUCGGCUCAGAUGAUGAGUUGGCUACUGAUGUCCUCCAGGACGCUGGCCCAGAGGCACCUUCUGCUCCCUGGCUUGCCAGGUUGGCGUCCUUCAGCUCGGACCACCUGGAUAUGAGCGGCAUGACCCCGCUGCAGAUCACACCACCCUCCGAGAAGAAGCGGGUCCUCAAGCGGCCGCCCAUCCUGGAGGAUUACAUCAAUGUCACGUCCACUGAAGGCACCAGGGUCUUCAUGGUCGUGAGGGAUGAUCCCUCCAGGACAGGGGUGGAGCUCCCUGAUUCCCUGGGCUGGAACGCACGCAGGCCGCUCCACUUGCUGGGGGUGCCUUUCUCCUACCUGAAGGAACAAGUGAAUGAAGAGCGUCGAAGGCACGUGCUGGAGACGUCGCAGCAGCUGACAGAGAUGAUAAACAGUUGCCUCGAGAGCGAGCCCAGCACCGAGAGUCUGGAGCCCAGCAGGGAAGUGGAGCCAGCAGACGAGGAGGAGUCCACGCUGCAUUGCCUCUGGGUUGAUAAAUUUAUGCCCCGGCGCUACAUGGAGCUGCUCAGUGAUGAUUACACAAACCGCUGCCUCCUGAAGUGGCUCAAGCUCUGGGACACGGUGGUGUUUGGGAAGGAGAAGGCUGUGAAGAAGGCCAAGCCCAGCACUGAAGCUCGUCCUCCGUUCACCCAGCCCAAGGAGCAGCAGAGCAAGUGGAAAACGAAGGUCCAGCUCACAGAGGAGAUUCUGGAGGCUGAGCUGGACCAGCACAAGAGACCCAAAUACAAGGUUGCCCUGCUCUGCGGCCCGCCCGGCUUGGGGAAGACCACACUGGCCCACGUCAUCGCGAGGCACGCGGGGUACAACGCUGUUGAGAUGAACGCCAG
Messenger RNA from Mesitornis unicolor (brown roatelo), 908 nucleotides. RefSeq names its product CTF18, chromosome transmission fidelity factor 18 homolog (S. cerevisiae) (gene CHTF18). NCBI's taxonomy places the organism in Eukaryota, Metazoa, Chordata, Aves, Mesitornithiformes, Mesitornithidae. The transcript is spliced from 7 exons. The record is from RefSeq and is a predicted model, not a curated record. Gene Ontology annotation, cellular component: nucleus. Gene Ontology annotation, molecular function: single-stranded DNA helicase activity; ATP binding; DNA clamp loader activity. The annotation marks the transcript as partial.